ACCCCCCUGCGGUCCAAACGGUGAAGAGUUAUUUUAAGAGUUCUAUAUGGAUGGAUUGUGAACGGACUCAUUGGUAGCCUGAUGCAGUGAAACAUGUAGUUUAUCAACUCUGUCAACUUCCAUCGGUGUUUUAAUGAUGAUUGCGGCUUUCAUUCCGGAAUCUGUUCGUUAUUUCAAUGCACCACAAACUCUCACCAGAGUUUCCUGCUCUUGGUUCCGUGGUGGUUUUAUCAGCAGAAAGCCACAGAGAGCCGAGCAGGGAGGUUGUCCUGCUGCAGCCUGCCGGAGUGAAGAGUAGCUGUCUGGGAUUGUUAGUUCAGAAGACAGCGCGACACAAAACAAAGGCUGGAUGACGCAUUACAUCGGGUAGCAUACCUGCGCAUGGGAUUUGACUUUGUAUGUUGCUUCCUUGAUUCAACUGAUAUUUUAAUUGCAUUAUCAGAUCCCGUCAGUUGUGCGCCAUGGCGGAGGUUGGGGGCUUUCUAGGGACACUCGACUUGGAUUUACAGAGUUUCCCCGCACUAGGAAGUAUGCCCUUGGCAGAGGCGCCAGCGGGGUUACUGGAUGAGAGGCUGGGACAGAUCGAGGGGAGGUUACAGCGAGGCUCGCUGACAGAUUUCGAGCACCUUAAAGGGAUUCUGCGGCGGAGGCAGCUGUAUUGUCGAACCGGAUUCCAGCUGGAGAUAUUCCCCAACGGGACCGUGUACGGGACAAGACAGGACCACAGCAGAUUCGGUAUCCUAGAGUUCAUCAGUCUGGCUGUAGGGCUGGUCAGUAUUAGAGGAGUGGACGCAGGACUCUACCUGGGCAUGAACGAGAGAGGAGAGCUCUAUGGGUCGAAGAAGUUAACAGCGGAGUGCGUCUUCAGAGAGCAGUUUGAGGAGAAUUGGUACAACACAUACGCCUCUACGCUCUACAAACACACCGACACCGGACGCUUCUACUACGUAGCGCUCAACAAGGACGGCUCGCCACGGGAGGGGGGGAGGACGAAGAAACACCAGAAACUAACGCACUUCCUGCCUCGGCCUGUGGAGAUAGAAAAGAUCCCCCAGGCGUACAGAGAUCUGUUCCAAUACAGGUGACCAGGGCUGAGCCUGGGAGAGAGGGAUGAGGAGGAGGAAAGGGAGAAGAGAUGUGGAUGUUUGGCACUAAGUACAGGACUCAGUACUCCAACUGACCUCGCUCCCCUGUCUCCAGCCCCGACCCCCAACAAAGGUGUUUAUGUAUUGUCCUUCCAGCCCCCCCAAAAACCCUCCCGUUCCUCCGAGAACCAACGACCAGAGAGAUAAACAUAGCUUGUGUUGCUGGACAUUAACUUUCUAAAAGGGCUGUUUGACCUCAGAGGGGUUAGAGCAGAGCAGUGGAAACGCUCUUCUCUCCAGCCACUGAGGAGGAGGGAGGUCCUACUACAGGGAGGUGUCAUUAGGCCCAUAAGACCUCACUCUGGAGGAGAGCACAGAGUCGAGCGGAGGAGAUAAUCUCUUCACUAAACGGAUAGGAGAGAGAGAUGGAGGGAGAGAGACUGGACUGGCGUCAGGCCUGUAUGACUGCAUAACCCACCCUGGGAUAACCGCAGGUUAAAACCACCUGAACCACUAACCACCUGAAGAAGACAAAGACUUCUCCUGAUGAGAACCACUUUUAUACAUAAGAUACUUAACCAGCAUUCACUGCAAAUAUAAAAAGGGUUUGGGGUUAGUCCUCAGCAGUUUGAGUAGGGGGUCUGAGGACUAGUAAUGGAAAGUUGAUCAGACUAGCUGAGAUGACCAGUGGACACUACUCUAGCCAAGCCAUUCACCACAGCAACCAGAGAACUCCAGGGAGCGAGCGAGGGAUUGACCAAUGGAAGUUGAGAGAAUGUCAGAAUGUUCUAAAGCAACGUGUAGAGAGAACUCAUCUUCUGACUAGUCAUUGUGAUGUCAGUGUUCUAAAUCAACGUGUAGAGAACUCAUCUUCUGACUAGUCAUUGUGAUGUCAGUGUUCUAAAUCAACGUGUAGAGAACUCAUCUUCUGACUAGUCAUUGUGAUGUCAGAGUGUUCUAAAUCAACGUGUAGAGAAAUCAUCUUCUGACUAGUCAUUGUGAUGUCAGUGUUCUAAAUCAACGUGUAGAGAACUCAUCUUCUGACUAGUCAUUGUGAUGUCAGAGUGUUCUAAAUCAACGUGUAGAGAACUCAUCUUCUGACUAGUCAUUGUGAUGUCAGAGUGUUCUAAAUCAACGUGUAGAGAACUCAUCUUCUGACUAGUCAUUGUGAUGUCAGUGUUCUAAAUCAACGUGUAGAGAACUCAUCUUCUGACUAGUCAUUGUGAUGUCAGGGCUGAGCUGGGACAGAGAGAGUACACUACUACCUAGUAUGUAUAUGUGAUGGAGACAGAUUGGCCAUGAGGGAGUAUCCAGGUGAAACAGGGUUGGCAGAACUUGGCACAUAAGUGAUAUGAUCAAUGUAAAGAGAUGUGAUAAGCUGAGAUACAUGUAAAACAUUAAUACAGUAGGACAAUCAAGGACAUGGAUGGUGCAGCUAGAUUAGAAUACAGUGAGGUUACACUACAGUGAGGUUACACUACCAGACUACGGUGAGGUUGCACUAGAGUGAGGUUACUGUAGAAGAGUUGUAGAACAGAGGGAGAGCUGUAGAGCAGAGGGAGAGCUGUAGAGCAGAGGGAGAGCUGUAGAACAGAGGGAGAGCUGUAGAACAGAGGGAGAGCUGUAGAGCAGAGGGAGAGCUGUAGAGCAGAGGGAGAGCUGUAGAGCAGUAGAGCAGAGGGAGAGCUGUAGAGCAGAGGGAGAGCUGUAGAGCAGAGGGAGAGCUGUCGAACAGAGGGUGAGCUGUAGAGCAGAGGGAGAGCUGUCGAACAGAGGGAGAGCUGUAGAACAGAGGGAGAGCUGUCGAACAGAGGGAGAGCUGUCGAACAGAGGGAGAGCUGUAGAACAGAGGGAGAGCUGUAGAACAGAGGGAGAGCUGUAGAGCAGAGGGAGAGCUGUAGAGCAGAGGGAGAGCUGUAGAGCAGAGGGAGAGCUGUCGAACAGAGGGAGAGCUGUAGAGCAGAGGGAGAGCUGUCGAACAGAGGGAGAGCUGUAGAACAGAGGGAGAGCUGUAGAACAGAGGGAGAGCUGUAGAACAGAGGGAGAGCUGUCGAACAGAGGGAGAGCUGUAGAGCAGAGGGAGAGCUGUAGAGCAGAGGGAGAGCUGUAGAACAGAGGGAGAGCUGUAGAACAGAGGGAGAGCUGUCGAACAGAGGGAGAGCUGUAGAGCAGAGGGAGAGCUGUAGAACAGAGGGAGAGCUGUAGAACAGAGGGAGAGCUGUAGAACAGAGGGAGAGCUGUAGAGCAGAGGGAGAGCUGUAGAACAGAGGGAGAGGGAGAGCUGUAGAACAGAGGGAGAGCUGUAGAACAGAGGGAGAGCUGUAGAGCAGAGGGAGAGCUGUAGAGCAGAGGGAGAGCUGUCGAACAGAGGGAGAGCUGUAGAGCAGAGGGAGAGCUGUCAAACAGAGGGAGAGCUGUAGAACAGAGGGAGAGCUGUAGAACAGAGGGAGAGCUGUAGAACAGAGGGAGAGCUGUAGAACAGAGGGAGAGCUGUCGAACAGAGGGAGAGCUGUAGAACAGAGGGAGAGCUGUCGAACAGAGGGAGAGCUGUAGAGCAGAGGGAGAGCUGUAGAACAGAGGGAGAGCUGUAGAGCAGAGGGAGAGCUGUAGAGCAGAGGGAGAGCUGUAGAACAGAGGGAGAGCUGUAGAACAGAGGGAGAGCUGUAGAACAGAGGGAGAGCUGUAGAGCAGAGGGAGAGCUGUAGAACAGAGGGAGAGGGAGAGCUGUAGAACAGAGGGAGAGCUGUAGAACAGAGGGAGAGCUGUA
Messenger RNA from Oncorhynchus nerka (sockeye salmon), 3852 nucleotides. Its product is annotated as fibroblast growth factor 16. The record is from RefSeq and is a predicted model, not a curated record. Bases 462 to 1085 code for a protein of 207 amino acids. Gene Ontology annotation, molecular function: growth factor activity; fibroblast growth factor receptor binding. The transcript has 3 exons. Gene Ontology annotation, cellular component: cytoplasm. Gene Ontology annotation, biological process: animal organ morphogenesis; positive regulation of gene expression; positive regulation of cell population proliferation. Lineage: Eukaryota; Metazoa; Chordata; Actinopteri; Salmoniformes; Salmonidae.